Messenger RNA from Mytilus trossulus (common blue mussel), 536 nucleotides. RefSeq lists its product as uncharacterized. The record is from RefSeq and is a predicted model, not a curated record. Bases 39 to 536 code for a protein of 165 amino acids. The transcript is spliced from 2 exons. Lineage: Eukaryota; Metazoa; Mollusca; Bivalvia; Mytilida; Mytilidae.
CUAAGGUUUACAUCAAGUCACUGGACGUAGCCAUCAACAUGGGACUUCCAACUCUUCUUCUUUUGUUUGCCAUUGCUGUCUUACCAUUCGUCCAAGGUACCUAUCCAAGCAUAGAUCAACCUUGGGGAGGAAUGGGCGAUGACAUAAUCGGAGGAGGUGAUAUUUAUCCUGCAGGCGGACAAGGUCGAAGUGUUAGUCCAAUUUACGGCUCAAGCUCAGGACGAAUAUGGUGUACUUGUCGUCGUCGAUGUCGUUAUAGGGAAUGGAAUUACAGAAACUCUUGUAUACUUCCAUUUUUACCAAGAUACUGGAGAACAUGUUGUAAAUAUCUGAGAAAUUAUCAAACUUCAUCUCUGUACGGUGGUUCUGCUGGUUCAACUUACCCUCAACCAUACCCAGGAAGUACUUACCCCGGAACUUACCCUGGAUCUACAUACCCACCAACUUACCCUGGAUCUAUGUACCCUCAAAUGAGUUACCCUACAUAUCCUGGAAUGGGAAUGGGAGGAGGUAGCAUGCCACCAAAAGGAAUGUAA